This is a messenger RNA of Salvia splendens (bonfire salvia), 3176 nucleotides long. RefSeq names its product LEAF RUST 10 DISEASE-RESISTANCE LOCUS RECEPTOR-LIKE PROTEIN KINASE-like 2.7. The record is from RefSeq and is a predicted model, not a curated record. The coding region runs from base 808 to 3081 and encodes 757 amino acids. Lineage: Eukaryota; Viridiplantae; Streptophyta; Magnoliopsida; Lamiales; Lamiaceae. The transcript is spliced from 6 exons. Gene Ontology annotation, molecular function: ATP binding; protein kinase activity; polysaccharide binding. Gene Ontology annotation, biological process: protein phosphorylation.
CUAAUUGUUCUCGAAUGAAUGAUAGAUCAUAUUCAUAUAUAAAGGUCGGACGCAUGAGUGCCUCAGAGAAAUCCACCACUCUCUCUUGUAUGGAUUUGAACUCACCUUCUGCAACGACUGCGGACCAUGGUCUGCUUCCUUCUGGGAGGGUAAGAACGAUUUAUAAAUGUAUCUCUUUCAGAAAUCCAUGGUCUUGUGAAUUAUAAUUGAAGGUUUUUUAUUUAUCCCAUAUAUAACUAGUUGACUACCAAGUCACAAGGUGAGAAUUGUUGUGAAUUGUUUCCUAACAGAGUUGGAAUAUGAUAUGAUUUCUUAAUCACUGGUAUUUAAACUCUGAAUAUACGUUUUUUUCGAGGGGGCACUGUUUUUUCAAAUUAUGAUUUCAUUAUUUUUAAUUUAAUGUAGUAUUUCAUAGUGACUAAAGAAAAUUGUUGCGACAAGAAAUUUCUGCGUGGAGUUAAAAUUGUGAUGGAUGUGUUUGUGGACUUCACUUCAAUCAACUAUCGCCAUUGACUCAUUGACUUCAAUAUAUAUACUUAAAAAAUAAUAAUCGUGGACAUAGACUUUUCAAGAUGAAUAAUUGUGCACAGCUGGCUGCAGCUGCAAAAUCAGUAUUGUCUAGUAAUUUCGCUCAAAUGAUAGAUAUUCAAAAAAUUCCAUAUUUAAAUGAAUUUAACGAUAAAUUCAGAGUAUUCAAUGAGGUUAUAUAGCAGUUUGAAUAAUCUUUAAUAUGUUCAAAAGCUUAUAGUAAUAAAUUAGUCCAUUUUGAAUGGAGUUGAGAAACAAAUAACACCAAAAAUAUGGUAAAUGGAGUCGAACUCGGACCGGUUCUGUACAUUAUUUUCAACAUUAUAUCAAUUAACACUGUCUCCUUUAUGCGUCUUCGAAAUUGAAAUGCAGACGUCUCUAAUUACUCAUUAUUUUAAACUUACUAUAAAAAGUCUCCGAAACAGAGGAUCUAUUUUGUGCAUGCUUCUAUUUCGAAAUAUUUGGCAUUCUGAACCUUCCAAGCUGCCUGCAAUGUCCACAACUCUCCUCCUCUUAUUCAUCCUUACAACAUUAGCUCAUUUCCCCCAUGCUAAUCCUCACUGCCCUCCUUCUUCGUGUGGCGUUAUUCGUAACAUCAGCUACCCUUUCCGCCUCAAGAGCGACUCCAGCCACUGCGGCCAUCGCAUAUUAACAUGCCACCACAAUCUCACCUCCAUCUUUCUCGACUCUCGAAACUACUAUGUCAAAGCCAUCGACUACCAAAACUCCACCAUCAGAUUGGUUGAUGCUUCCCUCAACUAUGACAACAUAUGCUCUUUCCCCAUCUCUACUGUUCAUUACCGUUACUUUUCCAAUGAUUCUGAUUACAGUUACUAUAUCCCAAUAAAUUAUAAUUCUACCUAUCGAUAUGAUUAUAAAGCCACCCCUAUCAAUUUGAUGAGCUGCCCUAAUCCCAUGAAGAAUUCAUCCCUCUACACCAACAUUUCUACUAAAUGUUCUCGAAUGAAUGAUAGACCAUAUUUAUAUAUAAAGGUCGGACGCAUGCGUGCCUCAGAGGUACAGGAUCUGUGCCGACUAGAUCACAUAGCGAUGACGUCGUGGGAGUUUCAUGAUCUGAAAAAUGUAUCUCUUUCAGAAAUCCACCACUCUCUCUUGUAUGGAUUUGAACUCACCUUCUGCAACGACUGCGGACCAUGGCCUAGUCCCUUCUGGUGGGAUCUGCUGCUUCACCCAAUUGCUCUACUCAUUAUUGGUUUGCUAUGUGCAAUGGUAGGCCCUCCUAUAUUCACCAUCUUUGGAAUCGGCCCGGUAUCACUGGGCUUAUAUCAAACUUUGUCUUUUUUUGGCGACAGAAUAAUAUCUCCCCUUGUUGCAGGCGACGACGUUUUCCCAUCUGCUCAAGAAUGUAUUGAAUUUGUAAUUGGUGCGCUCCCUUGUUUAAAAUUGAUCAUCAUGCUGCCAAGAGUUAUCCUUUUUCCUGUUGCUAUGUGGCUUUUGAUCAAGAAAUUUCGGAGAAGGCAUAGGUCCAUGUAUGCAAGAAUCGAAAGUUUCUUACGAAGUGACAACCAACUCACACCAAUUAGAUAUUCAUAUUCAGACAUUAAGAAGAUGACAGGAGGCUUUCAAGACAAACUAGGUGAAGGUGGCUACGGUUCUGUCUACAAAGGGAAGCUCCGAAGUGGCUUUCAUGUAACAGUCAAAUUACUCGGAAAAUCUGGAGGAAGUGGACAAGACUUCAUGAAUGAAAUUGCAACUAUUGGAAGGAUCCACCAUGUCAAUGUGGUGAAACUUGUUGGAUAUUGUGCACACGGCUCCAAACGUGCACUUAUCUAUGAUUUCAUGCCCAACGGUUCCCUUGAAAAAUAUCUUUUCAAUAGAGACAAAACGAUCUCAUUGAGUUGGGAUACGAAGUUUGAGAUUGCAGUUGGUGUUGCUCGUGGGAUUGAGUAUCUACACCGAGGGUGUGAUGUUCAGAUCUUGCAUUUCGACAUUAAGCCUCAUAACAUACUUCUUGAUGAUAACUUCAUCCCGAAAAUAUCAGAUUUUGGGCUAGCAAAGUUUUUCUCAACAGGUAAAACCACUGUGACUAUGACUGCUGCUAGAGGAACCAUAGGAUAUGUUGCUCCUGAACUGAUUAGCAGAAGUAUUGGAGCAGUCUCUUACAAGGCUGAUGUUUAUAGUUUCGGGAUGUUGUUAAUGGAAAUGGUAAGUUUGAAGAAAGACUUGAUAGGAAACAAUGACGAUUCGAGUCAAUAUUUUCCGUAUUGGAUAUAUGACUACUUCAACCUAGGGAAGGACAUUGAAGUCGUGAAUGGUGGUGAUGAUGCUAGUUGGAGGAAAUUUGGUCGGAAGAUGACAAUAGUUGCAUUAUGGUGCAUACAGAUGUGUCCUGACCAUCGUCCCUCAAUGAACAAAGUGUUGGAAAUGUUGGAGGGUGAUGUUGAUCGUCUAAAUAUUCCCGAGUAUCCUUCUCAAUCUAUUCAAACUGCCGUAGAUCAAACAUGUUCCACUGAUUCAGUACCACUGCUGGAACAUGAUGAUGCUUCACCUAGUGUUGAGAUUAUCGUUGAAGAAUUGCAGAGCUUGUCAUAAUGAAAAUGGCCUAAAUAUUGUAACAUGUAGUAGUCUUUUAUGUGGGCGGUGGGACCCAUUAUAAAAUUUUAUAAGUCAUUACUAUCUUUUAUUUA